CGCAUAUCUAUUACGUUUUGAAAUAUUUGACAAAUCAUUGAUUCUUAAUAACUUUAACAUUUAUACAUUCUCUAUGGCCCCUUGCUGAACUUCAAGAUGGCGGCGUCCUUGUGAAAGCCGUGUGGAGAUAUACAGUACAGCACACAAGACGACACAAGUGAUGAUGGCGGCUGUGAGGGAGGCGGGCAGAUCAGUAGCAUGUCUUUCCUCAAUGCUGUCAUCGCUGUUGAGGAUCUCUCCUCCUGGAGCUGGUAUGAGGAAUAUCACCACCAGCACCAACUUAAGUGGCAAGAUGAAGUUUGUCAAUCAAGGCAUUGACCUCAAUAAGUACACUUUGAAACCAUUGCCAUUAACCAAGUCAGGAGGUCGUGAUUCAAGUGGAAGAAUCACUAAUCGCCGCGUUGGUGGAGGUGCCAAGCAGAGAUACAGAAUGGUUGACUUCAAGCGCGUUGGCCCGAAAGAUGGACCCCCGCUCGAGGAACAAGUAGUGGAGGUGCUCUAUGAUCCCUGUCGUUCAUCAGACAUCGCUGUUGUGGCGGGCGGCACCAACAAGCGCUACAUCCUUGCCUCCCAGAACAUGCAGCCGGGGGACAUCAUCAAAACAUCAGGCAAAUUAACCAAAAUUGCAGUGAGAGGCCAAGAGGGUGAUGCCCAUCCAGUAGGAGCUCUUCCCAUAGGAACCCUGGUCCAUAACUUGGAGACAUUCCCGGGAGAGGGAGGAAUAUUUGCACGAGCAGCAGGCACCAGCGCUCAAGUUGUCCGCAAACUUGGCGAUCAGUGUGUGUUGCGACUGCCUUCCAAGCGGGAAAUAGCCGUAGCUGCAGACUGUAUGGCUACGAUUGGCCGGGUGUCCAAUGUGGAUCACGACAAGGAGAUCAUUGGUUCAGCAGGACGAGCCAGAUGGUUCGGGGUUCGACCGAAGAGUGGAUUGUGGCACCGGAAAACUGGUUAUAACGGUCGCAAGAUCAAACCACCUAAGGCACUUAAAGUCUACAACAAGCCUCCUAAAGAACGUUCUUCAGUGUACACUUAUACUGUGUAGUGACGUGAGAUCUCGUGAGAUGGUAGGGUGUUUGUGUGAGAUGUGAGAUCAAUGUUAAUUGAAAAGAUGUUAUUAAAUAUAUAUGUCAGA
This is a messenger RNA of Haliotis rufescens (red abalone), 1132 nucleotides long. Its product is annotated as 39S ribosomal protein L2, mitochondrial-like. The coding region runs from base 161 to 1042 and encodes 293 amino acids. Gene Ontology annotation, biological process: cytoplasmic translation. NCBI's taxonomy places the organism in Eukaryota, Metazoa, Mollusca, Gastropoda, Lepetellida, Haliotidae. The record is from RefSeq and is a predicted model, not a curated record. Gene Ontology annotation, molecular function: RNA binding; structural constituent of ribosome. Gene Ontology annotation, cellular component: ribosome. The transcript is spliced from 5 exons.